Molecule: messenger RNA, 2022 nt
Organism: Carassius auratus (goldfish)
Lineage: Eukaryota; Metazoa; Chordata; Actinopteri; Cypriniformes; Cyprinidae
Product: melanocyte protein PMEL-like
Exons: 11
Biological process (GO): melanosome organization
Cellular component (GO): melanosome; plasma membrane
Source: RefSeq, a predicted model, not a curated record
CACGUCUGUAUAAAGAGCGAUGCUUCUGAAGCUAAAAGUCAUUAAGGUGCCAAAAACAAAGUGACACAAUGAAGCUACUUUCAAGAAUACUGAUACUGACCUGUUUGUCUGUGGCCUUAACAAGACAAGUCGACAGAAGCAACUCCAAAUCCAGAUUCAAUCAAAAUCAGACAUGGAAUACAAAACGGUUCCCAGUGUGGAAAGAUGGAGACCCACGCUACAAGAACAGCUGGACAGGAGGUCAGCUGAGUUUUGAUGUGGGAAAUGAUGCACCCACUUUGACUGGUGCCAAAAUCACCUUCACCAUUGACAUUGUGUUCCCUCACAACCAGAAGGUCCUGCCAGAUGGACAAGUUGUUUGGGCAAAAAAUUGCACAAUAAAUGGCACACAGUUCCACGAGGGUGAGCCUGUCUAUGCUGAGGAGAACUCUGUAGGUGAAUGGAACGCUGUGUUCCCUAAUGCUCCUCUCCUUUCUAGACAAGGGGACAAGUAACCUCCAUAUGUGUUUGUGUGGAAAACCUGUGGUAAAUACUGGCAGGUGUGCGACGGCCCGUCCUCAUCAUUAACCAUCGGAACUGAUGACGUUCCUCUUGGCUCUUACAUGAUGGAUGUUGUCAUUUAUCACUACAGGCAAAAAGAGAAAUUCAUCCCGAUUGGAUAUGCAUCCACACAGUUCAGUAUCACCGACCAGAUUCCCUUUGCGGUUUCCCUGACGCAGGUGAAUGACAAAGAUGAAGGUGAUCGGAAAUUCAUCAAGAACAGAGCAGUGGCCUUCGACAUCACCCUUCAUGACCCCAGCCAAUACCUGGGCAGAUCAGACGUGACUUUUAACUGGAACUUCGGCGAUGGCAGUGGCACUGUAAUCUCCAGGGAACUCAGCGUCACACAUACCUACACUGCAGCUGGAGCUUUCAAGCCCCAAGUUGUCGUUCAAGCAGCUAUUCCGGAUUCAUCUUGUGCCACUCCACCAAACCUUCCCACUGAGGCCCGUCCCACCACCAACACCCUCACCUCUGAGAGCCCCAUCCCCCUGAAUGAACACAUCACUGAAGAAACACCAGCUGCUGACAAGGAGGUGAUUGCGGAGGAAGACUACAUUGCAAACCAGGCCCAUAUAUCAACAAUAAAGCGUCAGGCUCCAAACACAAAUGACUGUGUGAUUUACCGCUAUGGAUCCUUCUCAACUGAUAUUGAGAUUAUUGAGGGCAUUGAGAGUGUGCAGAUCGUCCAGGUGGCUGUACCUGAUGGUUUUCUGCUAACGGAAAUAGAGCAGAAUGCUGUUGAUUUCACAGUUUCCUGCCAAGGAAGCCUCCCCACUGAAGUGUGCACUGUAGUAUCGGAUGCUGACUGCCAUGUGCCAGUCACGACCAUCUGCAAUGCUGUUAGCCCCUCCUCAGACUGCCAACUCAUCCUUCGACACUACUUCAAUGACUCUGGGAUCUUCUGUGUCAACGUGUCAAUGACAAAUGAUGUCAGUUUGGCAUUCACAAAUGCCAGGGUUAAUAUUAACAUUGCAGGGUCCAGGUUGACAUCUGCAGGUGCCGCUGCUCUAUUGUUGGGAAUCCUGACUAUUGUAUCGGCAAUAGGUGCUGUGGCUUUUGCAUAUAAGCGUCUUAAAGGGUAUCAAAGGCUGACUGAGGAACCUGCUGCAUGCCAAUCCAAAGACACUGGCGUCAGCUCAAUGCCAGUGCUCUUCUGGAGCCUGGUAAACCAGCAGACGCACAAUCAGAAAAAAGGAGUAGUGUGAAUUUUCCUUUAAAACUUUACAAUUCAAAUUUGAAGUUGCAUUAGCGCUAUUCUGAAUAGUGUAAAAGCAUAUAAACCUUUUUUUUUACCAUCUCAUUUUUUUAAAUCUUUAAUAUUUGAAUUGAGAUUUUGUAUUCUUUUAUACACCUAUUUGAACCAAAAUCCUUUUUUCUACAAAGUCAUGUUUUUCAUUACACUACAUAGAAUUUUGUACUGUAAUUUUAAUCGGAAAAUUGGCCAACAAGCAUUUAAGCAAUUGAAUAAAAUAUCACAAA